AUGGCCAUCCCAAAUGUCUCCUUCUCCUCCCCUUCUUCUUCCCAUCCUUGGAAUCAUGACGUGUUUCCGAGUUUCAAAGGAAAAGAUAUCCGCAAUACCUUUACCGGUCAUCUACAUCAUGCUCUCUUUGAAAAGGGAAUCAAAACCUUCAAAGAUGACGUGGAUCUUCGGAAGGGAGAUGAAAUCUCCCCUGCACUUUUGGAAGCCAUCAAACAAUCUAAGAUUUCCAUUAUCGUCUUCUCUAAGAACUAUGCCACUUCCACUUGGUGCUUAGAUGAACUCGCCAAGAUUCUUGAGUGUUGGAAAUCAAUUGUCCAAAUGGUUUGA
This is a messenger RNA of Carya illinoinensis, 327 nucleotides long. Its product is annotated as disease resistance protein RLM3-like. The coding region runs from base 1 to 327 and encodes 108 amino acids. The transcript has a single exon. Gene Ontology annotation, biological process: signal transduction. Lineage: Eukaryota; Viridiplantae; Streptophyta; Magnoliopsida; Fagales; Juglandaceae. The record is from RefSeq and is a predicted model, not a curated record.